Messenger RNA from Prunus armeniaca (apricot), 4503 nucleotides. NCBI's taxonomy places the organism in Eukaryota, Viridiplantae, Streptophyta, Magnoliopsida, Rosales, Rosaceae. The record is from the annotation of a GenBank genome assembly.
AUGGUUGAGAUCCCAGAGGGACUGGUCAAUCAAGAGCCAAUUCUCUUUGCAACAUCCAUAAAAGAGAAUAUCUUAUUCGGAAAGGAAGGAGCUCCAAUGGAACACCUAAUAAGUGCAUCUAAGGCUGCAAAAGCACAUGACUCAAUUGUUGGGCAAUUUGGAGUCCAAUUGUCUGGAGGACAAAAGCAAAGGAUUUCCAUAGCAAGAGCAAUAAUCAGAGACCCGGAAAUUAUUUUGCUUGAUGAAGCCACAAGUGCUUUGGAUGCUCAAUCUGAAAAAAUGGUACAAGAAGCCUUAAACCAAGCUUCACAAGGAAGAACAACUAUUGUCAUAGCUCAGCGCCUCACCACUAUUUGCGAGGCUGAUUUGAUAGUGGUUCUUCAAUCAGGGAGAGUGAUUGAAAUAAGAUCUGACGAUGAGUUGGUCCCUGUGAACAAUGGAGAAGGUGGAGCAUACAGCAAAAAACCAUGCACAAUGGUUGCCCUGACAUUCCCUAUGAAAAUGUCGAAUGAGAUACAGAAAGUGGGUCCUUCUGUGAAGACAAGUGCACCUGCUGUUGUGUUGCCUUCAUCCCAUAAUUAUGCAGAGAAGCCUGAAAAAUUUAAUGGGAUAGAUUUUAAGAGAUGGCAACAAAAGAUGUUGUUCUACAUCACCACAUUGAAUUUGGCUCAUAUCCUGAAAGCAGAUCCUCCUGCACCUGGUGAUACAAUAGAAACAGUGGCUGCUUCUGAUGCAUGGAACCAGUCGGAUUUCCUUUGCAGGAACUACAUCCUAAAUGGUUUAAGUGAUGCACUAUACAAUGUGUAUAGUCCAAUUCAGACUGCCAAAGCUUUAUGGGAGUCACUAGACAAGAAAUAUCGGACCGAAGAUGCAGGAAUGAAGAAAUUUAUUGUCGGUCGGUUUCUUGACUACAAGAUGGUAGACUCCAAGACUGUCAUAAGUCAAGUCCAAGAACUCCAACUCAUUCUACAUGAGAUACAUGCAGAAAAGAUGAAAUUGAGUGAGUCUUUCCAAGUGGCUGCUGUCAUUGAAAAAUUACCACCCUCUUGGAAGGAUUUCAAAAACUACCUUAAGCAUAAGCGUAAGGAGAUGGGACUUGAGGAUUUGAUAGUAAGGCUACGGAUCGAAGAGGACAAUCGCCGUGCUGACAAAAAAUCUGGAUCUAUAAUGGAAGCUAAGGCUAACAUAGUGGAAAAAGAGUCAAGAAAUAACAAGAAGAGGAAGCACUCUGGAGAAGGCUCAAAUCAAGGGAACUCCAAGAAGUCCAAGGAGUUUAAGGGAAAAUGCUUCAAUUGCAACAAGCAAGGGCAUCGAGCUGCGGAUUGCCGAAGUAGAAAUGGACAAGGCAACCAAAAGAAAAAGGGCAAGACUGAAGUACACAUGACUGAAGAAGAUAAGCUUUCAACUGAUUUGUCAGAUAUUAAUCUUUCUGCAGUCGUGUCUGAAGUGAACUUGGUGGGUAACACCAAGGAAUGGUGGGUGGAUACUGGAGCUACACGCCACAUAUGUUCUGAAAGGAAGAUGUUUUCUACAUAUGAAGCAAAUGAUCAAGGAGAGCCUUUAUUCAUGGGAAACUCCUCCACCUCCAAAAUUCAUGGCCAAGGGAAAAUAAUUCUAAAGAUGACAUCUGGAAAGGAAGUCACUCUCAAUAAUGUACUUCACGUCCCUGACAUCCGGAAGAACUUGGUUUCUGGAUCACUGCUUAGCAAGAAUGGGUUCAAGCUAGUCUUUGAGUCUGAUAAGUUUGUACUUACUAAGAAUGGAAUGUAUGUGGGGAAAGGGUACCUUACUGAUGGACUCUUCAAGAUGAAUGUAAUGACUGUUGUACACAAAGUUAAUAAUAAUAAAGUUAGUUCUGCUUAUAUGCUUGAGUCAUCUGAUUUGUGGCAUGGAAGAUUAGGGCAUGUUAAUUAUGACAAAUUGCGUCAAUUAAUUAACAUGGAACUAAUACCUAAGUUUCAUAUUGAUUUCCAUAAUAAAUGUGAAACCUGUGUUGAAGCAAAACUAACUAGAUCAUCAUUCCAGUCUAUAGAAAGAAGUACAGAACCUCUAGAAUUAAUUCACAGUGAUAUUUGUGACUUGAAAUUUGUACAAACUAGAGGUGGUAAAAAGUAUUUUAUUACUUUUAUUGAUGAUUGUACAAGAUAUUGUCAAAUAUAUUUGCUAAGAAGCAAAGAUGAGGCCAUAGAAAUGUUCAAACAUUAUAAAAAUGAAGUUGAGAAUCAACUUAGCAAGAAAAUAAAGAUAUUAAGAAGUGAUAGAGGUGGUGAAUAUGAAUCACCUUUUAGUAAGUUUUGUUCCCAACACGGAAUUAUUCACCAAACUACUGCUCCAUACUCACCUCAGCAAAAUGGUAUUGCUGAACGUAAAAAUCGUACUUUAAAAGAAAUGAUGAAUGCUUUGCUAGUAAGUUCUGGAGCACCCCAGAAUUUGUGGGGGGAAGCUUUACUUUCUGCUAACUACAUUCUCAACAAAUUGCCUCAUAAAAAGUUAGACAAAACACCUUAUGAGUUAUGGAAAGGUCACAAGCCUUCCUAUAAAUACUUGAAAGUGUGGGGGUGUCUAGCUAAAGUUGCUGUUCCAACCCCUAAAAAGGUUAAGAUUGGACCAAAAACUAUUGACUGUAUCUUUAUCGGUUAUGCCAUUAACAGUAGUGCAUAUCGUUUCCUUGUACACAAAUCUGAUAUAUUAGAUGUACAUGUGAAUACGAUUAUUGAAUCAAGGAAUGCAUCUUUCUUUGAAAAUGUAUUUCCUUAUAAAGAUGCACAAGAAAGAAAUACACGUAAAAGAACCUAUGAUACUGUUAAUAGCGAUAGCCAAGAAGGUCAUCAAGAAAAUAUAGACCAAGAGACUGCUGAACCAGAACCUGAACAUGAACCCAGGCGUAGUAAGAGAGCUAAGAUAACCAAAUCCUUUGGUCCUGAGUUUCUAACUUAUUUGUUAGAAAAUGAGCCUCAAACUUACAAAGAAGCCAUGACUUCUCCUGAAGCUCCUUUAUGGAAAGAGGCUAUUAAUGCCGAAGUUGAAUCCAUUAUGCAGAAUCACACUUGGGAACUUGUGGAUCUUCCUCCUGGAAAUAAACCAUUGGGUUAUAAAUGGAUUUUUAAGAAGAAGAUGAAAGCUGAUGGAUCAAUUGAAAAAUAUAAGGCAAGGCUUGUUGUCAAAGGUUAUAAACAAAAAGAAGGAUUGGAUUACUUUGACACAUAUUCACCAGUUACGAGGAUAACAUCAAUAAGAAUGUUAAUUGCAAUUGCAGCAUUGCAUAAUCUUGAGAUACAUCAAAUGGAUGUGAAAACGGCUUUUCUAAAUGGUGAUUUAGAUGAGGAAAUUUAUAUGGAACAACCUGAAGGGUUUAUUGUUCCUGGACAAGAAAAUAAAGUAUGUAAGCUUGUUAAGUCUCUGUACGGUUUAAAGCAAGCACCAAAACAGUGGCAUCUGAAAUUUGACAAUGCACUAAUGUCAAAUGGUUUCAAGAUCAAUGAGUGUGAUAAAUGUGUUUAUAUGAAAAGCACUCAAGAUGGUUUUAUCAUUAUUUGUCUUUAUGUUGAUGAUAUGUUAAUUAUUGGUAGCAAUAUUGGGAUGAUUAAAUCUACCAAGAAAAUGUUGACCAAAAAUUUUGACAUGAAAGAUUUGGGAGUAGCAGAUGUGAUUCUAGGAAUUAAAAUUUCUAGAACAUCUAAUGGACUAGUUUUAUCCCAAUCACAUUAUAUUGAGAAAAUACUUGCAAAGUUUAGCAAGUAUGAUACUAGUCCAGUAAGAACACCUUAUGAUCCAAAUCUUAAUCUUGUGAAGAAUAUAGGUCAUGGCGUAUCACAACUAGAAUAUGCUCGUAUCAUUGGAAGUCUCAUGUAUCUUACGAAUUGCACAAGGCCUGAUAUAGCUUACUCUGUUAAUAGAUUAAGUAGAUACACUAGUAAUCCUGGAAAGGAUCAUUGGAAAGCUAUAGUCAGAAUUCUAAGAUACUUAAGAUACACCAAAAAUGUUGGAUUGCAUUAUACAAGAUAUCCAGCUGUACUUGAAGGAUAUAGUGAUGCUAAUUGGAUAUCUGAUACUAAAGACUCCAAUUCUACAAGUGGAUAUGUCUUUACAAUUGGAGGUGCGGCUAUAUCAUGGAGAUCUACUAAGCAAACUGUUAUAGCUAGAUCUACUAUGGAAUCUGAGUUCAUAGCAUUAGAUAAAGCUGGUGAGGAAGCUGAAUGGCUACGUAAUUUCUUAGAAGAUAUUCCAUGUUGGCCAAAACCAGUGCCUGCUAUAUGUAUACAUUGUGAUAGUCAAUCUACAAUUGCAAGGGCACAAAACAAUAUGUACAACGGCAAGUCUCGACAUAUACGUCGAAGACACAACACCGUUAAGCAACUGCUCUCCAGUGGUAUAAUUACCAUUGACUACAUAAAGUCAAGAGAUAAUUUGGCGGAUCCGUUUACUAAAGGUUUGAACGGAGAGCAAGUUUAUAGAUCAUCGAGGGGAAUGGGGUUAAAGCCCAUGUCAAAUGAGUCGUCAUAG